AUGUCAGCCUGCGGCGAGUUUGCAGAACACGUGUGGAAACCCGGAUCGUGUAAGAACUGCUUCCACCCGCGUAGCGCCCACCGUGCCAGCGGGGGCAGCAUAGUUUCCUGUGGUGCCCUGAGGGCCAGUCUGGAUGGAGAGGAGGAGGAUGGCCAGGGGGUAACCGUGCACUCACUCUAUUCCAAACCCACCAUCGCUGUCCGCCCUACCAUGAUGCACCCUGACACCAGCGACAUGCUGGCAGACGUCAACAUGAACAUAGAGCAGGUGAGAACUCACUAACUCAAAUACAGAUUUGUGACAAUGUAUGCCUUUGCAUUUUACCUGCCUAUGUAAUAACCAUGUCAAUAUAGAAUAAAUACCCAAUAGAAACCCAUAGGUUUUAGAGUGACUUAAUUCAAGUGAUUCAAUAAUGACUGUAUGUUUUCUAUAACCAUGAAUUGUGUUUCCCCUCCAUGUGUCACCAGGACAAUCAGAAGAGUCCAGGGGACAGACUGGGCCUUAAGAAGAUGUUGGACCUGUCCCCUAUCUACAUAGACAGUAAUGGCUGUAACAAGGCCCUGAGAGAGGCAGUACUACACAGUACUGCAGCCCCUGGGAAGAUGGACUACCCGUGCAACCGCUUCUCCCCUGGACCUCUAAGCCCCCAUUCCCCUCUGUCCCCGUCUGCCCUGCAGAAGGACUCUAGUAUGAUCAUCAGCAGUAUCUUUGUGACCCAGGAGGAUGGCCACGGCCGGGGGCCUCAUACUGCCUACAGUCUGAAGGAAAAUGGGAAUAGCAACGGUGAAUUCUCCUACAGGCAACAAAUCACCAAGAAUACCAAAACCACCAAGAGCACUUACAAUGGGAAUGGCAUCGGCAUGGUGACCACCACUAGAGGGUCUUCCAAAGUCCAUGCCAUCCAGGAAGUACAAGCACCUCUGGGUAUUGCUAUCAACGUCAUUGCCACGGCAACCACAACAGCCGGUAACGGCAUCGGUAACGGUCUGAGCACCACCACAGCCACCCCAAGUAACGGCCUCACGUCUGAUACCACAGACCCGUCCAGCACUUCUCUCGUCCCAGCCUUAACCACCCUGGGCUCAGGGGCCUCUCCGGGCCCACUAGGGCCCAACAUCCAACCCUGUGGAGGUGGCAGAACCAACUCCUUCCUCUCUGAGCCUGUCUCCAGCCUGUCUCUGUCAGACUCCUGCUCCUACCGCAGCAGCACAGACUCCCUCACAGGACUGCUGGGGCCAGAUAAUCCCACUCCUCAGAGCCACUCAGCCUCCUCAGCCAGCCCUCCCUCAGAUGGACAGACGACAUCGUCAGAGCCCAUCUAUGCUGAGAGCACCAAGAGGAAGAGGAGGCCUCAGAGCGCUGGGGGGAAUGGGAAGCCUCAACCCCCCCAGCCCCAGGCCCAAAAGCAAUGCUCAGAGCUGGAGCUCACAGGAGAGGGUCAGAACCAGAGGGCAAAGAUAACCGUCAUGGCCGCCCAUACUGAGGAGAACAAUCGGACGUUCUACCUGAGCAGUCCGGACUCAGCCGUCAGCACCCAGUGGCCUCAUUUCAGCCCCACGGCCCUCAGCAACCCUGGGAGUCCAGCCUUCAAGUGGCCCUCUAGCUCCUCUGUCACGGAGACAUCCUCCACAUCAUCCCCAGCCUCCCCUGCCUCCCUCCAGCCCAAACCCCAGAACAGCCCCCCAAUCCCUCCCAAGAGGAACAACCGUUCCCCCAAACCACUCCUCGGGACCUCUAGUCUCUCCCCAGUCCCUCUCCCUGAGCUCAGCAUCCAGGGAAUCCAGGCUCUGUCUCUAUCCCCCAGGGAGAGGGACGUCCAGGUGCAGGUGAAGCCCCAUAUGGAGCCCCACAACUCAGUCUCAUCGGAGGCCCGGAGGCACAAGCUCCACACCACCGCCUGGAACUGGGAGGGCCGGAUCGAGGAGGAGGAGGAGGGGGAGACGGAGGAGGGCCAUGCCCAGGAGAGUGCCUCUCGGAGCAGGGUGAUGGGGCUCAUCAAUGGGGCGGCUGUCUGGAGAGAGGCCAGGGAUUGGAGACCCGCUGGGGGGACGCAGGGCAGUGACGGCCAGCAGGGCAGCACCCAGACCCUGCCAGGCACCGUGGCCAACAAUGGUGCCAGUCAGAAACUGAAUCAGGCAGGCUGCAGCGGCGGCAGCGUGGAGGAGGGCAAACAUAGCAGGAGCAUGUUGGCUAAAACGCCGCCGUUGACUCCAUCGUCUCUCUCCAGCACGGUGCAGCUCUCAGCAGAGGGGAAGAGUUCAAGCCAGGGCCCCAUUCCUCCACCCCCUCCGCCUAAGAAACACCACAGGUAA
Coregonus sp. 'balchen' is the source of this 2312-nucleotide messenger RNA. Lineage: Eukaryota; Metazoa; Chordata; Actinopteri; Salmoniformes; Salmonidae. The record is from the annotation of a GenBank genome assembly.